AUUCCGUCCAGGAAGUUUCUAUGGUAUCCAAGAAGGGAGUGAAACCAAAGGCUGGCGGAAGUGCUACUUCCUCGUGCUUCCGGUUGGUACCUGGGCUGAAGCUAUAAAAAGGUCAAUUACUUGAAGGUGUGAUGGAUCCUCUGCGGGCUCAGCAGCUGGCAGCUGAGCUGGAAGUGGAGAUGAUGGCUGAUAUGUACAACAGAAUGACCAAUGCCUGCCAUCGCAAAUGUGUUCCUCCUCACUACAAGGAAGCUGAACUGUCAAAGGGGGAAUCCGUGUGCCUGGAUCGUUGCGUCUCCAAGUAUUUGGACAUUCAUGAGCGCAUGGGCAAGAAACUGACAGAACUCUCGAUGCAGGAUGAAGAGCUGAUGAAGCGGAUGCAGCAAGGGGCUGGACCCGCCUAAACGCCCACUUCUGAUUCUCCCAACCUAUCCCUAUACCUGCUGUCUGGACUGGUGUUAAUUCUUGCUUUUGCCAAUAAAACCUCCAUGCUAUGUUAGCUCUUCCAGCUGCUAGAGGGGCUGAUGCUUUGCCUUCCUUUCUUAGGCCUGAUCAAUGACGAUGCCUUGUGAAGGAAAACAGUCUCAUCUCGGGGACCCCUUUGUUAGCUUACCCUUUCUCUUGUAUGAAAAUUGGAGGCUAACCUUUGGACUUGCUCAGUGGGCUGUUUUAACAGUUAAUGUCCAGCUCCACAGAUUUUCCUGGAUUGUUUCCAUUCUCUUGGUACACUGACAGAAAAGAAAAUGAAGCAUUUUAUAAUUUUUCACUUACCAGUUAUCAUUUGGUUAAAACUCUGUUCUUUAUUAGGUGUGUGCAGUACUUCAACUUCAAGGCUAGGCAGGAGUUGCUUCCUUAAAGCAGCUGCUGUGUCUUUUCCUGAGAUCUGUUUGCUGUGCACCAAACAGAUUUGCAGACAGAUGCUGUGUGCAUCUCCCCAGGUGUUCCCCAUUUCGCUUUUGAUGUCAAAGAACUGCAUGCUGUUCUGUUUAGAACAGUGUUUCCCAACCUGGGCAACUUUGAGAGGGGUGGAGUUCAACUCCCAGAAUUCCCCAGCCGAUAUGGUCAUUACUAGGAAUUCUGGAUGUUGAAGUCCACACAGUUGGGAAAAUGCUUAUUUAGAAUCAUAAGAGCUGAAAGGUACUGAGGGCAUUUCUAAUAUGCUCCCUCUGCUACUGCAUAUGGAACCAUUAACUCACUUCCAUGGGAAUGGGAGUGGUACACCAUGUGGCACAACAAAUAUUUCUUAGCUAAUCUAGGUAGUCAGCCAAGCUAAAUGGGGGGAAAACAAUCUAAGUUACCAGCCAAUGUUAGGAAUGGGGAGGGGUAGAGCCUUCCCUUGCUCCAAAUUUCAAAUAUGAGAUGCUUCAGAGAGAUUUUCCCACAAAGGAAAGGGAAUAGGAGAACAGUACUCCUGCUGGCCCCUAGGAUAUGCCUGAUAACAUAAUUUUUAAUGUUCAAAUAAUUGAUAUGUCCUGAGCAAUGAUUGGGCUGAUGGAUGAACUGGCUGCAGUUGCAGCAGACAAUCACUAGGGGGAACUAAAGCCUGCAACUUUAAAGGCCACAGGUUUGCUUGGUUGGUUGGUUUGCCAAAGUUCAGGAAGUAGGGGACCCCAGUAUGUGGAACUCUUAAUGGACACACGCAGAGACAGAGUAUGUUGGAGAACUGUAGAAUGCUACAAUAUUUGAAAAGUGACUCCUGAUUCAACCACUUCUUCAAAGAAAGAUUACUCAAGUUAUUAGCUGUUGGCUGCUUUGCCAAAAUAAUAACUGCUGUUCUUGUUUCAUGUACUUAACUGAACCAGCAAUUUUUCAUUAUAUCCUGGUAUUUUUUA
Candoia aspera is the source of this 1832-nucleotide messenger RNA. RefSeq names its product translocase of inner mitochondrial membrane 10 (gene TIMM10). NCBI's taxonomy places the organism in Eukaryota, Metazoa, Chordata, Lepidosauria, Squamata, Candoiidae. The transcript has 3 exons. Gene Ontology annotation, biological process: protein insertion into mitochondrial inner membrane. The coding region runs from base 132 to 404 and encodes 90 amino acids. Gene Ontology annotation, cellular component: mitochondrial inner membrane. The record is from RefSeq and is a predicted model, not a curated record.